This is a messenger RNA of Phoenix dactylifera (date palm), 5202 nucleotides long. Its product is annotated as MraZ. NCBI's taxonomy places the organism in Eukaryota, Viridiplantae, Streptophyta, Magnoliopsida, Arecales, Arecaceae. The record is from RefSeq and is a predicted model, not a curated record.
AGAGAGAGAGAGGCGAAGAAAGAUUGAAAAACGGGAAAAAGAAAUCAAGAAAAGGGGUUGAUAGAGUGAAAGGGGACUGAAAGGAGGCGACGAGAAGGCUGGGGGAAUUUAGUAAAGGGGAGAAUUCUAGGGUUUAGCUAGCAUCUUUCGUGAUCUGGGAUCGAGAGUAUCUUGAAGCAGAAGGCAUAAGAACUUGUGCAAGUGUUGUGCUAAGGCCCAAUCAUUCAAACUAUUCUCUAUGCUUGGAAGCUAUAUUUUGCAUUGACAAAUGGGCAAAAGUAAUAUGUGAAUGGCGACCAGAACUUAUAUGCAUUUCUGUCGGCAUGGACAUUUAUUCAUAUUCUUGCUUUUUCUUAGUCUUGAUCAUUGUGGUGUCAAGGGCUUAACUCCACAAAACUUUUCACGCGAUUUUUUGCUUCUGAAUGAGAAAUAUCAUAGAAGCCUGGUUUAUGAUGAUGGAAAGUCUUCCUGUUUAGCCUCUAUAGAGAAUUCGGGGUCUUGUGAGGACUUAAAAGGCGUUGGCUCGCUGGAUGAAACAUGCCUAUUAAAUUCAAGUUUGCAUUUAGAUGAUGAUCUUUGUAUAUUUGGAAAGGGAAAUUUGGAGAUUUCGCCUCAUGUUUCAAUCAUAUGCCCAGUUAAAGGCUGUUCAGUUACUGUUAAUGUGUCCGGAAAUAUUAAAGUUGGUGCAUAUGCAGGGGUUUUUUCAGGUUCCAUUUCUUUUGAUGCUGCCAAUAUUACCUUAGACAACCAUUCAACGAUAAACACAACUUCUUUAGGUGGGUCACCACCUGCCCAGACAAGUGGCACCCCUAUUGGCCAUGAUGGAGCUGGUGGAGGGCAUGGGGGCCGUGGUGCUUCAUGUAUAAAAAGUAACAAGACAAAUUGGGGUGGCGAUGUCUAUGCCUGGUCAAGUUUGUCUGAACCAUGGAGUUAUGGGAGCAAGGGAGGCAGCACAUCAGCUGAAAAACAAAACGGAGGUGAUGGUGGAGGCCGAAUCAUGCUAAAAGUCAAGGAUUCACUGCAGGUGGAUGGAUAUGUAAGUGCAGAAGGUGGUAAUGGAGGUUAUGAAGGAGGAGGUGGGUCUGGUGGAAGCAUCAUAGUCCAUGCUUUAAAGCUAAAAGGAAAUGGUACUAUCAGUGCUUCUGGUGGGAGUGGAUGGGGUGGAGGUGGUGGUGGGAGGAUAUCCCUGGAGUGCUACAGCAUCCAAGAUGUAAAGAUCACAGCUCAUGGUGGGGAGAGCAUUGGCUGCCCUGAGAAUGCUGGUGCAGCUGGUACCGUUUAUGAUAGAACAUUAGAGAGUCUGAGGGUCAGCAAUGACAACUUUACAACUAAUACAGAAACUCCAUUGCUGGAUUUCCCAACAACCACACUUUGGUCAAAUGUUUAUGUAGAGUGCAAUGCAAAAGCUUUGGUUCCUUUGCUCUGGACACGAGUGCAGGUGAGAGGCCAAAUCAGACUACUAGAUGGGGGCAGUAUCUGCUUUGGAUUGUCUGACUAUCCAGUUUCGGAAUUUGAGCUGGUUGCUGAGGAACUUCUCAUUAGUGAUUCUGUUAUAAAGGUUUAUGGUGCCUUUAGAAUGUAUGUCAAAAUGUUGCUCAUGUGGGACUCAAAAAUUCAGAUAGAUGGUGGUGGCAAUAAUGAUGUCAGUACAUCUAUGCUUGAAGUUAGAAAUUUAGUUAUUCUCAGGCAUAAUUCUGUCAUUUCUUCAAAUGCCGACUUGGGUGUUUAUGGUCAAGGACUUCUCAAGUUGUCUGGUCAUGGUGAUGGAAUCAAAGCUCAGCGACUUUUCCUGUCACUAUUUUAUAACAUUGAAGUUGGGCCAGGUUCCAUACUACAGGCUCCGCUAGAUGAUGAUAUUGGAAGCAGCUUGGCUGCUCAAUCACGCUGUGAGAGUCAAACAUGCCCGAAGGACUUAAUCACGCCUCCUGAUGAUUGCCAUGUGAACAAUUCCUUAUCUUACACUUUACAAAUCUGUCGUGUUGAGGACCUCACUGUCAGUGGUUUAGUUAGGGGAAGCAUCAUUGACAUUCACCGAGCAAGGACUGUCACUAUUGAAGAGGAUGGCAUAAUAAAUACAUCAGAAUUAGGUUGUAAAGAGGGCAUUGGCAAGGGAAAAUUUUUAAAAUAUGGAGCUGGUGGGGGUGCUGGGCAUGGAGGAAAGGGUGGCUCAGGGUUUUAUAAUGGGAUGCUAGUUGAAGGCGGUCAAGAGUAUGGUGAUGCUGAUCUCCCUUGUGAGUUGGGGAGUGGGAGUGGUGGCUCCAGUGAAUCACUUGAUAAUGUUGCUGGUGGGGGAAUGAUAGUGAUGGGUUCCAUGAAGUGGCCGCUUUCUAGGCUAGAAAUUUAUGGAUCUUUAAGGGCAGAUGGCCAAAGCCACACAGAAUCAGCUGUAAACCACAAUGGGACUUUGAUGGGUGGGCUAGGCGGUGGUUCUGGUGGUACAAUUCUUCUUUUUCUUCAAACACUUACACUUGAGAACAAUUCAUCUUUGUCAGUAACUGGUGGAAAUGGUGGCCCAGUUGGUGGGGGUGGUGGGGGUGGUGGGAGAAUUCACUUUGAUUGGUCUAAUAUUGCCACUAGAGAUGAAUAUGUUCAGAUUGCUUCUGUAAAUGGUACAAUCAUAUCGAGCGGAGGGGCUGGGAACAGUGGUGGUCAUCAUGGGGAGGAUGGUACAGUUACUGGAAAGAAGUGUCCAGUGGGGCUCUAUGGUACAUUUUGUAAUGAAUGCCCAGUUGGCACCUAUAAGGAUGUUGUUGGGUCUGACUCAUCACUCUGCACUCGUUGCUCACUUGAUAUUCUUCCUCACCGUGCAGACUUCAUAUAUGUAAGAGGAGGUGUUACUCAGCCAUUAUGUCCAUAUAAAUGUCUCUCUGAGAAAUACAAGAUGCCAAAAUGCUAUACACCACUUGAGGAGCUGAUAUAUACUUUUGGAGGUCCAUGGCCCUUUGCAUUUCUCCUGUCAUUCAUUUUGGUUCUGUUAGCACUUCUGUUGAGUGUUUUAAGAAUCAAAAUGGUUGGAAGCGAUUUUUCUUAUCGAUCUGCAAGUUCCAUUCAGCAUGAUGGUUCUGAUUCUCUUCCUUAUCUGCUUUCACUGGCAGAGGUUCCAGGGACUAGCAGGGCUGAAGAAACUCAAAGUCAUGUUCACAGGAUGUAUUUCAUGGGUCCGAAUACUUUCAGAGAACCUUGGCAUCUACCUUACUCUCCACCUGAUGCAAUUAUUGGAAUUGUGUAUGAAGAUGCUUUCAACCGAUUCAUUGAUGAAAUAAACUCUGUUGCUGCAUAUGAGUGGUGGGAAGGGUCAGUACACAGUAUACUUGCAAUACUUGCAUACCCUUGUGCAUGGUCUUGGAAGCAAUGGCGUCGGAGAAAGAAGAUUCAUCGUCUUCAAGAAUAUGUAAAAUCAGAGUAUGACCACUCAUGCCUCCGUUCUUGCAGAUCACGAGCUCUUUACAAAGGGAUGAAGGUUGGAUCAACACCAGAUCUGAUGGUUGCAUAUAUUGAUUUCUUUCUGGGUGGUGAUGAGAAGCGGCUAGAUGUAGCAUCCACUAUCCAGCUGAGAUUCCCCAUGUGCAUUAUAUUUGGUGGUGAUGGAAGUUAUAUGUCCCCAUAUUAUCUUCAUAGUGACACACUGCUGACUAAUCUCCUGGGCCAGUACCUGUCAACAGCAAUCUGGAACAGAUUGGUUGCCGGGUUUAACGCUCAGUUGAGGACAGUGAGACGGGGAUGCAUUCGUUCUGAUCUGGGUCCUGUAAUCACAUGGAUCAACAGUCAUGGAAAUCCCCAACUUGAGUACCAUGGUGUAAAAGUUGAACUGGGUUGGUUCCAGGCCACAGCUUCUGGUUAUUACCAACUAGGCAUUUUGGUAGCAGUGAACGAGUAUUUCUUCAAUAGUGUGCACCAGUCAGAUAUUCUUGAUACAGGCGACCUUUCAAGGAGAAAUGCUGCACUUCCACGCAAGAGCUUUAAGCAGUUACAACAGAAUCAAUCCUGCAUCAACAAUACAGUGUCACGCAAGAGGUUGACUGGAGGUGUGAAUGGUGGGAUAAUAAAUGAGACAACAUUGAAGUCAUUGGAUUAUAAACGGGACUAUCUCUACCCAUUUUCUCUUUUAUUGCAAAAUACCAGGCCCAUUGGCCUCCAGGAGACAUUGCAGCUACUUAUCUGUAUUUUGCUCUUGGGAGAUUGUACGAUCACCCUUCUGACACUGCUUCAGUUUUACUGGAUUUCCCUUGGGGCUUUUCUUGCUGUGUUGCUUAUUCUUCCAUUAUCCUUGCUCUCUCCCUUUCCUGCUGGUCUUAAUGCUCUUUUCAGUCGAGGGCAUAAAAGAUCCUCACUUGCUCGUAUUUAUGCAUUGUGGAAUGCAACAUCUGUAGUAAACAUUAUUGUGGGAUUUGUCUGUGGAAUUAUUUAUUAUGGAUUUUCUUCAUCUGAACUGACUGCCAAACUGAAUACAUUGAAGUUAAGGGAGGACAAUGAAUGGUGGGUUCUGCUCACAAUCCUUCUUCUGGUUAAGUCAUUGCAAGCAGGCCUGGUCAAUUGGCACAUAGCAAAUCUAGAAAUCCAAGACCUAUCUUUGUUUAGUCCAGAUCCAGAGAAAUUCUGGGCCAUGUGAGAUUCAUGCUGAGCAAGGGGAGAUUGAAGGCACUAAGUUGGCUGAUACUCCAAGCAUGGCAACAUAGCAAUCUCAGUGACCAGAGCAAGACAUACGCGCUUCUUGUCAGAGUCUGUCACUGUAAAUAUGUUCGUUGUAAAUUCUAACCUGGUCUAGGUUUUGGUUUUGUUUGCAGCAUUGCACUGAAGUUCCCUCAGCUUGAAACUGCAGCCAGGAAGCCAGGCAUUCCCCUUCACCCCCCGCAUUUUAAGGGACUGUAGCUUUGGCCUGUCUUACUGUGGUGUUCUCGAAGGUUUAAUUUGAAAACCCAACUUGUAAUCCAGAACAAAAGAAAAAGUCAUUUCUUGGUAGAACAUGACUCUUGUUGAUGGUCUUGAGUGUAUAGCAACUAGUCUUGGCGGUAUGUUGAGUGUUUUUUUUUUUUUGGUCGGAGUAAUAGUAGCUGUAUAGGAUGGUGAAUGGUGCCCAUUGUAUGUAUCAUCAGAUAUGAUCAUUUUUCCAUUAAAUUAUUUGCUCUCUGUAGUUGUUUGUCGCAAUUUUAUUCAAGUAAAUAAAGUCAUAUGGAGCCUGCACACAAACAUUUGGGAGGGUCA